AAAAGUGGAAUGGGGGGAAGGGACAUAGAUGGAUGGGGAGAGGGAGGACAUUUAAAAGGGAGCUAAACCGGCUUUACAAAAGAGUGAGAGGCAGAAUACGGAGAGACGAAAAGAGUGAAUUAAAGAAAAAAAGUGCAUGGUCUCAGAGUGAGAGGGAGUAACUGAGGUAGAGGGAGCUUUGGUGCCGCAGCGGGACCGACUGUCACACAAACUGUCAGCGAGGUCUUACUGGAGAGAGCAGCAGCUACUCCCCGCUAACACCAACAAACCGGAGGAAACGACAAAAAGGAAGAAGAGGAAGGAAUAUUCAGGUUAAAUGAACUGAGUUUGCUUUUUGCUUCCCGCCACCGUCUCCUCUGGUCAGGAUCUACCCCCUUCAUCAUCACCAUCACUCCUCUUCAUCGCCUCCAGGUUUUAAUCCCCUUCAUCUUCAGCAGCUCGACCUCUCCUGCUCCUAAGCAGCAUGCCGGGUUGGCGGCGGAACCUCACUUUUUGCCUGCAACGGAUGCACGAGGAAGAUGAGGGGCCAUAUGGGAAAACAAAGGAUAUCUCUGGACCAGAACACACCAUGACUUUAAGAAGGCACAGUAUACCAGAAGCUCUACGGGGGGUGACCAUGGUGGAACUGGUGAAAAAAGAAGGCAGCACACUUGGACUAACCAUCUCAGGAGGAACGGACAAGGAUGGGAAACCACGGGUAUCAAAUCUACGGCCAGGUGGGCUGGCAGCCAGGAGUGACCAGCUGAAUGUCGGGGAUUACAUCAAAUCUGUGAACGGCAUCAAUCUGACCAAACUGAGGCAUGAAGAAAUUAUUAGUUUAUUAAAGAACGUUGGAGAGAGAGUCCUGUUAGAGGUGGAGUAUGAGCUGCCCCCUACAGCACCAGACAGCACCUCAGGCGUAAUAUCGAAGACAAUCGACAUCUGUUUGCACAAAGAGGGAAGCAGCUUUGGUUUUGUCAUGAGAGGUGGAACCCAUGAAGACUGGCACAAGUCACGGCCCUUAGUGGUCACCUACGUCAGACCUGGAGGUCCUGCAGACAGAGAAGGAACGCUGCGUCUGGGUGACCGCCUCUUAAGUGUGGACGGCGUUCCUUUACACAACGCCAGCCACAACGACGCCCACAGCGUGUUGGCUCAGUGCGGCCAGGAAGCCCUGUUCCAGAUAGAGUACGACGUCACAAUAAUGGACACAGUGGCUAAUGCUUCUGGUCCGCUAUUGGUGGAGAUUGCAAAGUCGCCAGGGGCAACGCUGGGCAUCACGCUGACGUCGGCCAAUCAUCGGAACAAGCAGGUCAUCGUUAUUGACCGGGUUAAACCUGGCAGCGUGGUGGACAGAUGUGGAGCGCUUCAUCCCGGGGAUCACCUCCUGUCCAUAGACGGGACGUCAACAGAACACUGCACAGUGCUGGAGGCAACGCAGUUGUUAGCAAGCACAACGGAGCUGGUCAAGUUGGAAAUCCUUCCUUCACAUCAGACCAGGCUAGCAGGGAAGCAGCAUGACACAGUGAAGGUCCAGAAAUCAGAUCAUCCCCACACCUGGGACCCGUGUAUAAACUACUGUCACCCUCAAAACUCCACCCUCUGCAACACAAGUUCCACCCUCAACAAGUCCUGGACCGCAUCCAACAACAACACAAUCAACAGCCUGGACUACUGCAAGUCUCUUGUCUGUGCCAGUUUCUCCACCAGCUCUACCACCACAUCAGGGCCCAGCAGCCAGAGCUCCAACACGCUGCCCCGGCCUGCAGUUCCCAUGAGUCCUCGCAACUCGCUGCUCAAACGACGGCAGAGGAAGAAAGAGCACAAAAGUUCCUUGUCCCUGGCAUCAAGUUCGGUUGGUCCUGGCGGUCAGGUGGUCCAUGUGGAGACCAGUGAGGUCGUCCUGACUGGUGAUCCUCUCAACGGCUUUGGAGUGCAGCUGCAGGGAGGAAUAUUUGCAACUGAAACUCUCUCCGCGCCUCCACUCAUUCGAUUCAUCGAGCCGGACAGCUCAGCCGAGAGGUGUGGCCUGCUGCAGGUUGGAGACCGUCUUUUGUCAAUCAACGGAAUCCCCACUGAAGACGGGACACUGGAGGAAGCCAAUCAACUUCUCCGAGACGCUGCCUUGACCAAUAAGGUCGCGCUGGAAAUCGAGUUUGAUGUAGCAGAGUCGGUGGUGCCUAGCAGUGGCACGUUCCACGUCAAGUUACCAAAGAAAAGAGGAGUGGAGCUGGGGCUCACCAUCAGUGCCAGCAAGAAGCCUGGAGAGCCGCUCAUCAUUUCCGACAUCAAGAAAGGCAGCAUGGCUCACAGAACUGGGACUCUGGAGCCUGGCGACAAGCUUCUGGCGAUUGACAACAUCAGGCUGGAGAAUUGUUCCAAGGAAGACGCAGAGCAUAUUCUCCAGCAGUGUGAGGAGCUGGUCAAACUAAAGAUACGCAAAGAUGAGGACAACUCAGAUGAGCAGGAGACGUCAGGCAGCAUCAUCUACACUGUGGAGCUGAAGCGCUAUGGAGGCCCUCUGGGUAUAACCAUCUCAGGCACAGAGGAGCCUUUUGACCCCAUCACUAUAUCUGGCCUGACCAAGCGAGGCCUUGCAGAGAGGACGGGCGCUAUUCAUGUGGGUGACCGGAUAUUGGCCAUCAACAGCGUCAGCCUGAAAGGGAAGCCGCUGAGCGAAGCCAUCCAUCUGCUUCAGAUGGCCGGAGAGACGGUGACCCUCAAAAUAAAAAAACAGCUGGACAAUUUAGAGGAGAGGAAAGCAGCAGACGCUGAGGACGCGACAGAGAAUGAGGUCAGUGACCCAGAGGAGGAUGAUCUGACAGACAGCCAACAGACCAAUAAGCUGUCAGAACUUUACUCCACAACUAUACCGAGUGUGGACUCGGCCAUGGAGUCCUGGGACGGUUCUGGACUGGACGCAGGAUACGGCAGCCAAGGUACAUACGCACAACAAGGAGCGGGCAUCGCCCUCCACCCACAUGAGUGGCGCAGCUCCAAACAGCAACGUAGCACAACGCCCCCUCCUGGAAGAAGGAAGAACUACCCGUUUAGUGAUGGAGGCUUCAGUGAGGAUGAGUGGGACAAACCACCAGGAUUUAUUGGCCAACCACCAGAUGGGAUCCUGCUGGAUCCGGAUGACAGUUUUUGGUGUCAGGCUCUGGAAGACCUGGAGACUUGUGGUCAGUCUGAACUUCUCAGAGAGAUCGAGGCUUCCAUCAUGACAGGUACAUCCAUCAGUCUGGGAGUAGAAGGUGCCAACAAACCUCCGGCUGAGCCCAUCCUGAGCCACAGGAUGAGUCCACUGCGAAGAAACUCCCUCCUUCUACAGGCAAACCUGCUUCACCAGAACGCACACCUGCACCAGGGGGUCCAUUUACAUGAGGACGUCCUUCUGCAUGAUGAGGCCCACAUCCACCAAGACUCCCACUUGCAUGACGAGGCCCAUUUCAACCACGAGGCCCACCUGCACCAUGGAGCCCACAUCCACCAGGAGAACCAGUCCCCCCUCCUGCACCAUGAUCCGAAGCUCAAGGCUUCAUUAAGAGUGUCAGAGAGAACGUGGGAGUCUCGUCGGAUCAAAGAGGAAAUGCAGGGAAUUUUGUCCCCAACGCCUCUGGAGCUGCACAAAGUGACGGUGAUAAAGGACCCGGAGAGCGAUGACUUUGGGUUUAGCGUGUCUGACGGCUUCCUGGAGAAAGGAGUUUAUGUCAACAUGAUCAGGCCCGAUGGGCCGGCCGACAGAGCCGGACUGAAGCCCUUCGACAGGAUCCUGCAGGUCAACCAUGUCAGAACGAGAGACUUUGAUUGCUGCUUGGCGGUGCCGCUCAUCACCGAGGCUGGAGACAGACUGGAGCUGGUCAUCAGCAGGAACCCGCUGGCCGGCGACAUGCCAGAAGACAACAACAACACGUUAGACCAUCCCCUCAGUCUGUAACCAACGAUGCAAACAAACAUUCUCUUUUCAAUUAACACUACAAGUCAUAAAUUGUGAACAUAUUUGCUGUGACUGGCCUGGGAAUAAACACAGGCUAGCAAUAAAUCUGAAUAUACAGAGACUGAAAACACUGAAGUACAAACAAAAAGCCCUGCAUGCACACAUUCCAUUUACAGAGUUGUACUGCUGUUAUACAGUAUAUUCUUUAUACAAAAAUAUAAAAAUAUAAAAUAAAAAUGUGACUACAGUAUGAAAAAAUCACCACACCAAAAUUUCAUUAAAAAGUGUAAAUUCCAGAAAUUCUUAUUCUUUUUAUUUUGUUGUUUACAAGUGAAUGAAAAUCAACUAAAUGGGUCAGGUGGUGCUUUUUUCUGUUUUUACAAAAAUGCAUGGGUCAUGUUCUAGAUUUUAUAUAAUUUGGAGAAGAAAAACAAAACGUGAUAUUUUGUUUUAAGACUGAACAUAGAAGAUAACAGAUGUUAUCAUCCAGCUGUCGUCAUGUGAGACGUUCAUAAUGUGCUUAAACACAGUUUCCCUCCUUUGGCUGAGGAACAGCCAAUAAAAGCUUCUUUUAGCUCUUUUA
Messenger RNA from Poecilia reticulata (guppy), 4499 nucleotides. RefSeq names its product glutamate receptor interacting protein 2b (gene grip2b). Gene Ontology annotation, molecular function: protein binding. Gene Ontology annotation, biological process: neurotransmitter receptor transport, endosome to postsynaptic membrane. The record is from RefSeq and is a predicted model, not a curated record. NCBI's taxonomy places the organism in Eukaryota, Metazoa, Chordata, Actinopteri, Cyprinodontiformes, Poeciliidae.